CUCCCUGUUCCUUGUUCUCGAUUCCCUCGUCCGGCGUCGCAUUUCAGGGUUUCUCCCCCUUUUCUCUCCUUUCUCCUUAGCUACCCGCAUCCCCUUAGCUAUUCCCUUGACGUGGUCCUCCAAAGAACCAUUGACCCCGGAGCGGCCCGUGUGCGACCUCGGUUGAAGUUUGCUGCUAAAGAUGGCAGACCCAGAUGUCCUCACCGAGGUUCCUGCAGCAUUGAAGAGGCUAGCCAAGUACGUGAUCCGGGGGUUUUAUGGCAUUGAGCAUGCUUUGGCCUUGGACAUCUUGAUCCGGAACCCCUGUGUGAAAGAGGAGGAUAUGUUGGAGCUGCUCAAGUUUGAUCGGAAGCAACUUCGAUCAGUUUUGAAUAAUUUAAAGGGAGAUAAGUUCAUCAAAUGCAGAAUGAGGGUAGAGACUGCUGCAGAUGGGAAAACCACUCGCCAUAACUACUACUUUAUUAAUUAUCGUACUCUUGUUAACGUGGUAAAAUAUAAAUUGGACCACAUGAGAAGGAGGAUUGAAACUGAUGAGAGAGAUUCCACCAACCGGGCUUCCUUCAAAUGUCCUGUCUGUAGUAGUACUUUUACGGACUUAGAAGCUAAUCAGCUCUUUGAUCCUAUGACAGGAACUUUCCGCUGUACUUUUUGCCAUACAGAGGUAGAAGAAGAUGAAUCAGCAAUGCCCAAAAAAGAUGCACGCACACUUUUGGCAAGAUUUAAUGAACAAAUUGAGCCCAUUUAUGCUUUGCUUCGGGAAACAGAGGAUGUGAACUUAGCCUAUGAAAUACUUGAGCCAGAACCCACAGAAAUACCAGCCUUAAAACAAAGCAAGGACCGUGCAGCAACCACUGCUGGAGCUGCUGGCCUGGCAGGUGGGCACCACCGGGAAGCAUGGGCCACCAAAGGUCCCUCCUAUGAGGACUUAUACACUCAGAAUGUUGUCAUUAACAUGGAUGACCAAGAAGAUCAUCGAGCCUCACUAGAGGGGAAAUCUGCCAAAGAGAGACCCAUUUGGUUGAGAGAGAGCACUGUCCAAGGAGCAUAUAAUUCUGAAGAGAUGAAGGAAGGUGGCAUAGAUAUAGAUGCGUUUCAGGAGCGUGAGGAGGGCCGUGCAGGGCCAGAUGAUAACGAGGAGGUCAUGCGGGCACUGCUCAUUCAUGAGAAGAAGACCCCCUCUGCCACAGCAGGCUCAGUGGGGGCGGCUGCUCCUGUCACUGCUGCCAAUGGCAGUGACUCGGAGAGUGAGACCAGUGAGUCAGACGAUGACUCCCCACCUCGACCAGCAGCUGUGGCAGUACAUCAUCGGGACGAGGACGACGAGGAGGACGAUGAGUUUGAGGAAGUAGCAGAUGACCCCGUUGUUAUGGUGGCUGGCCGACCAUUCUCCUACAGUGAAGUGAGCCAGCGGCCAGAGCUAGUGGCCCAGAUGACACCAGAGGAGAAGGAAGCAUACAUAGCAAUGGGACAGCGCAUGUUUGAGGACCUCUUUGAGUGAGCUUUCCCUAUCUUUUCUUCCUUUCUCCAAUGCUAAUUUCAAAAAGAAAUUCCCCACCUUUGAAGAAAAGUGUUUAAGUGGUGUUCUGCCUUUCUUGAAGUAAAGAGCUCAAGAAUAAUGGGAGAGAAAGUUUGAUUUUUAUGCCAGAAGCUUCCCCAAAGGUAGGUUGGCUAUAAGCAUUUCCUUCCCUGUUAUUACUACAGUAUUAAUACCUUGCUGUAUUUCAAAUUUACCUAAUCUUUGCCCCAUUUUUCUCCCCUUCUGAAAUGAAUGCAGGCAGUCUUCCUAUCUGCCUGUAGAAGCCCACUAUGAUAGGUUAUAUGAAUUCACUGAUCACCUCUGUUUUGUUCUCACCAAGGAUUCCCAACAGUUCCUGGUAUUGCUGCCAAGAAGUUUGGCAACAGGCGAAUCAAUGAUGAGUGACAGAAAAAAAAAUCUUAAAACUUCUUAUUGCCACACAGUUGAGGAUUGGAGUCAAUAUAUAAGACUCCGAUGAAAAUUUGUGUCUUUCGAGCUGACUUGACUGAUAGUGUGUUGUUUUGCUUCAUGCCUUUUGGUUUGGCUGUUGGAUGAUAGAAAACAGAAUGUAUACUUGGUAAGCCCUUGUGAAAUUAGGAAAAAAAACAUGGAUAUAGGACGAGUUCCUGUACAGGGUUGAAGAGUGGAGAGCAUUGGGAACAGUGCCUUUUAGAAUUGCCUAAAUUUGUGCUGAUUUGGACAUCCUUUAUGGAAAGCUGAGACUGGUUCCCUUCUUUUUCCUAUCUUCUACAGUGGUAUAAAUUGUUGAAUGAGGCCAUUCCAGCAGAAAUCAGCAUAUAAAAAUUAUUACUCCUCUCUUUUUUUUCCUUUCUUAACAUCAUUGAAGACCUUCUUUGUCUCUCUUUUGAUUCUUGUCCGACAUGGUGUUUUAGAAUACAUCUAGGUGCAUCGUUGAACAUUGUAACCUCAAGGAAUGUAGCUUACUUUUGGUUCUGAUGUAUAGCAUGGUAUUAUUCCCUAAGGCAGAACUUUAAAAAUAAAGAAUAUUCAUGCAAGGGUCUAUAGCAAUUGUAUUUUUUUUGUAAUAUUUUUCCUUGCAUUAUAAUUUUUAAGUAUUUAUCAUAUUAUAGUACACGUGUGAAGAUAGAUUUUAGAGUAUCUGAGCCUUGUAUGAAGUGAUGUUUCAUUUACUUGGGUUGUAUUAAUGAUUGAAUAUUGACAAUAAAUCUAUUUUAUACCGACCAAAAUUUGUUAAUUUCUAGCUCUGUAACAUCUUGGAGCAUAAUUAAAAUGAAUACUCUUCCCAUUAAAA
Molecule: messenger RNA, 2789 nt
Organism: Lynx canadensis (Canada lynx)
Lineage: Eukaryota; Metazoa; Chordata; Mammalia; Carnivora; Felidae
Gene: GTF2E1
Product: general transcription factor IIE subunit 1
Exons: 5
Coding region: 182-1498 (438 amino acids)
Biological process (GO): transcription initiation at RNA polymerase II promoter; transcription open complex formation at RNA polymerase II promoter
Cellular component (GO): transcription factor TFIIE complex
Source: RefSeq, a predicted model, not a curated record